CGAAAACUCAUCAAGCUUACCAAGAAAGCAACAUCCCAAAACCCAUCAAACUCAUCAAGAAAGUCGAGCAAACCAUCCAAAACCCUAAUCCCUCUACCAAAUGGGAAGCAGCCAAGCCGCCGUCUCUUUCCUGACGAAUCUUGCCCGCUCCGCCUUCGGGCUGGGCGUGGCGGCCACCGCCCUAUCCUCCUCCCUAUACACAGUCGACGGUGGCCAGCGUGCCGUCCUAUUCGACCGUUUCCGAGGCAUUCUCGACGACACCGUAGGCGAGGGAACCCAUUUCCUCAUCCCGUGGGUCCAGAAGCCUUACAUCUUCGACAUCCGCACGCGCCCUCACACCUUCUCCUCCAUCUCCGGCACCAAAGACCUUCAGAUGGUCAACCUCACACUCCGCGUCUUAUCCCGUCCUGAAAUCGGCAAGCUCCCUGUUAUUGUAAAGAACCUCGGCCUUGAGUACGAUGAGAAGGUUCUUCCGUCCAUAGGCAAUGAGGUCCUCAAGGCUGUCGUCGCGCAGUUCAACGCUGAUCAGCUCCUCACCGACCGUUCUCAGGUAUCCGCUCUCGUUCGUGACAGUCUCAUUCGCCGCGCCAAGGAUUUCAACAUUGUUCUCGAUGAUGUCGCCAUCACGCACCUCUCCUACGGCAGCGAGUUCUCGCGCGCGGUGGAGCAGAAGCAGGUGGCACAACAGGAGGCUGAGCGGUCCAAGUUCGUCGUGAUGAAGGCCGAGCAGGAGCGGCGGGCCGCGAUUAUCCGUGCCGAGGGAGAGAGCGAUGCGGCGAAGCUAAUCUCCGACGCUACUGCCUCGGCUGGAAUGGGGCUGAUUGAGCUCAGGAGGAUUGAAGCAUCCAGGGAAAUAGCCUCCACGCUGGCGAAGUCGCCAAAUGUUUCGUACUUGCCUGGUGGACAGAACCUUCUCAUGGCUCUCAAUCCUUCUCGAUGAUCGUGAUGAUGAUAAUGGGCUUAAUAAUGCAGUGACAUGAGAUGCUUGCAUCAAUUUGUUUUCUUGUUCCUUCCCGGGAGUAGUUAUCUUGAGUUUUUAGUGUCGACUCUAUUUCAUUAGUACAAUUAUAAUACUUGGAUUGUGUGCUUAAAUGUAAGUUGUCUUACCUAUAUCAUCAAUCCACCAAAAGUAUUUCAAUACAUGGUUCUGUUUCGUUUC
Vigna umbellata (rice bean) is the source of this 1159-nucleotide messenger RNA. Its product is annotated as prohibitin-3, mitochondrial. Lineage: Eukaryota; Viridiplantae; Streptophyta; Magnoliopsida; Fabales; Fabaceae. The record is from RefSeq and is a predicted model, not a curated record. Gene Ontology annotation, biological process: mitochondrion organization. Gene Ontology annotation, cellular component: membrane; mitochondrion.